AUGAACUCUCAUCACUUUGACAAGCGUCUGUCGCUGAAACCCAAACAGCCUCAAGCCAUCAGGCCUCAGACUGGCAAAAAACACAAUUCAAAAAUUACUAAAUUAUCAGGUGAUGGAAACAACCAGCCUGUCAUUACACCACCACAUUAUUUGUUCACAGGACUUGAUGGAUGUUCUCUUAUCCAGAGGGGUUUCAUUGGAGUGUGCCCCACACAGGUGCCGGAGACUGACACACAGGCCACUGACACACAGGCCACUGACACACAGGCCACUGAUGCACAGGCCACUGACACACAGGCCACUGACACACAGGCCACUGAUGCACAGGCCACUGACACACAGGCCACUGACACACAGGCCACUGACACACAGGCCACUGACACACAGGCCACUGAUGCACAGGGGCAGGAGACUGACACACAGGAGACUGACACACAGGCCACUGACACACAGGCCACUGAUGCACAGGCCACUGACACACAGGCCACUGACACACAGGCCACUGACACACAGGCCACUGACACACAGGCCACUGACACACAGGCCACUGUUGCACAGGGGCAGGAGACUGACACACAGGAGACUGACACACAGGCCACUGACACACAGGGGCAGGAGACUGACACACAAGCCACUGACACACAGGUGCCGGAGACUGACACACAGGCCACUGACACACAGGCCACUGACACACAGGUGCCGGAGACUGACACACAGGCCACUGACACACAGGCCACUGACACACAGGCCACUGACACACAGGUGCCGGAGACUGACACACAGGCCACUGACACACAGGGGCAGGAGACUGACACACAGGCCACUGACACACAGGUCAACUACAAGUGCAACCCCGACUCCAACAACAACUACUACACCCUGUACUUCCACACAGCAUGUGCAGCAACUGCAACAACUAUCAAGGCAUCCACUGACAACCAUCACUGCUACUGCCACCACUAA
Molecule: messenger RNA, 963 nt
Organism: Haliotis rufescens (red abalone)
Lineage: Eukaryota; Metazoa; Mollusca; Gastropoda; Lepetellida; Haliotidae
Product: germ cell nuclear acidic protein-like
Exons: 4
Coding region: 1-963 (320 amino acids)
Source: RefSeq, a predicted model, not a curated record